Molecule: messenger RNA, 1579 nt
Organism: Capra hircus (goat)
Lineage: Eukaryota; Metazoa; Chordata; Mammalia; Artiodactyla; Bovidae
Product: MARCKS-related protein
Exons: 1
Coding region: 207-803 (198 amino acids)
Biological process (GO): actin filament organization; central nervous system development
Cellular component (GO): cytoplasm; plasma membrane
Molecular function (GO): actin filament binding; calmodulin binding
Source: RefSeq, a predicted model, not a curated record
CAUUCUGGCGCGGAGCGGAGCGGAGCGGCGGUGGGCGCAGCUAGUGGGUCGGGCGCGGAGCGGGGGUCAGCUUGGUUUACCCCCGACACCCCUCCCCCUCAGACGCGAGCCCCACCCCUCCGCCGGCCAGGCCCACCCGACCGAACUAUCCCCUGCGGCGCGAGCCCGGGGCGGCUCCGGGCGCCCCCCCAGCAGAACCCCCCACCAUGGGCAGCCAGAGCUCCAAGGCUCCCCGGGGCGACGUGACCGCCGAGGAGGCAGCAGGCGCUUCCCCCGCCAAGGUCAACGGACAGGAGAACGGCCACGUGAAAAGCAAUGGAGACUUAUCCCCCAAAGGUGAAGGGGAGUCGCCCCCCGUGAACGGAACAGAGGAGGCAGCAGGGGCCACUGGUGAUGCCAUCGAGCCAGCACCCCCUGGCCAGGGCGCUGAGGCUAAGGGGGAGGUGCCCCCCAAGGAGACCCCCAAGAAGAAGAAGAAAUUCUCUUUCAAGAAGCCUUUCAAGUUGAGUGGCCUGUCCUUCAAGAGAAAUCGGAAGGAGGGUGGGGGUGAUUCGUCUGCCUCCUCACCCACAGAGGAAGAGCAGGAGCAGGGGGAGAUCAGUGCCUGCGGCGAGGAGGGCACUGCCCAGGAAGGGAAGGCUGCUGCCACCCCCGAGAGCCAGGAGCCCCAGGCCAAAGGGGCAGAGGCCAGCGCUGCCGCCAAGGGAGGAGACACAGAAGAGGCAGGGCCCCAGGCCGCAGAGCCAUCCACUCCCUCGGGGCCAGAGAGUGACCCUGCACCAGCCAGCGAGCAGAAUGAGUAGCUGGGUGGGGGCAGGUGGGUGAUCUCUAAGCUGCAAAAACUGUGCUGUCCUUGUGAGGUCACUGCCUGGACCUGGUGCCCCGGCUGCCUUCCUGUCCCCAGAAAGGCAGGGGCUGUUGCCCCCUAGCCACGUUUCCUCUCCUUCUCUCCCUCCUGUGGAUUCUCCCAUCAUCCAUCUGGUCUUCCUCUUAAGGCCAGUUGAAGAUGGUCCCUUGCAGUUUUCCCAAGUUAGGUUAGUGAUGUGAAAUGCUCCUGCCCUUGGCCCUACCUCCUUCCCUGUCCCCACCUGUGCCGAAGGCAAUUGCUGGUUUUCUUCCCCGAUUCUUUUCCAAGUAGGUUUUGUUUACUCCCCAAAUCCCUGAGCCAGAUGUGGGGGUGCCUACACUCCCAAAACCCUGAGUGUCCAGCCUUCCCGUUGAGUUUUUAGUCUCUUGUGCUGUGCCUAGUGGCACCUGGGCUGGGGAGAACACUGCCCCGGUCUAGGUUUUUAUAAAUGUCUUACUCAAGUUCAAACCUCCAGCUUGUGAAUCAACCCGUGUCUCCUUUUUUGACUUGGUAAGCAAGUAUUAAGCUUUGGGGUGGGCGGGAGGUCUGUAAUGUGAAACAACUUCUUGUUGUCUUUUUUUCCCCCUCCCAUUGUUGUAAAUAACUUUUAAUGGCCAAACCCCAGAUUUGUACUUUUUUUUUUUUUCUAACUGCUAAAACCAUUCUCUUCCACCUGGUUUUACUGUAACAUUUGAAAAAGGAAUAAAUGUUGUCCCUUUAAAAAAAAAAAAA